Molecule: messenger RNA, 1609 nt
Organism: Owenia fusiformis
Lineage: Eukaryota; Metazoa; Annelida; Polychaeta; Sabellida; Oweniidae
Source: the annotation of a GenBank genome assembly
AAAAUGCUGACGGGUAAACUUUGAAAAGUUUCACAGGUUGUUUAUUCUAACCUGAGACCACCAUAAAUCAACCUUACGAAUUCGUGCAAAGACUAUCUUCUGAUCUAAACACUACACCUGCAGAUAUGCUGUCCAAUGAUAGGAAAGCUCUUUUUUGUGUGUCCGUUGUUACUGUUCUAGCUAUACAGCCAUCCGCACAGAAGUCAGUGUCAACAACACAGCAGUCGAUGUCAACAGCAGUCAUCCCAACAAAAUGUGUUCCCAAGAUUAAACCUCCAGGAAACACAUGCAACAGAACUCAGUAUUACGAUGAGAUGAACUUUGAUUGUCGACCUUGCAGUCGAUGUUGUAAGUAUUCUGGAGUGGUAUCAGAAUGUGAAGAUGGGUGCAUGCCAUCUUCUCACACAUGUGCAGAGGAAGACAAAUGCAGAGUGCAUUGCGGCCCACCUCCAGUUCUUGACCAACCCAAUUAUAAACCAAGCCUAAAAGAGUAUGACGAGUAUGAUGUUGUGAAAUAUUAUUGCCCACCAGGAUAUAUGUUGUCUGAGAAUGUUACAUCACAAUGUGUUGAACCUGGGAAUUGGUACCCAGUUCCCCCAUCGUGUCUUAAAGUAUAUCAUUGUGAACAGCCUCCUCGUGUUGACUAUGCCAGCUAUGUUCCUGAGAAAGACAGAUACGAUGUCAUGGAAAAUAUAACAUUCUCCUGUGCUGAUUUUCACAAACUAUCUGGCAACAUGACAAUAUAUUGUGGACCAACUGGAGAAUGGUUCAAGCUUCCAUCAUGUGAUCUUGAGGUAUGGAAAGUAGUAGCAGUUUGUGUUGGCAUCUUAGCAAUGAUUAGGUUGGCCAGUUAAAGAGAAAAGAAGCAGAGGAAACUAGUUGAGGGAAAACAGAAGGCUGAAAAGAAAUUAAGAAAGAUUACCCAGCAAGUAAAUGCUAUAAAGCAUUUUAAAGAUUUGCCAAAGUCUGUAAGAGAUGGCGUUAUUUUACGAUGUGAAGUUGCUGGUAAACCAUGGAAAUCCUUAUUCAGAAGGCUUGGGUUUGAGGACGAAAUGCUAAGUUAUUAUGAAGGAAGGCAGGAUCCAUUUAAGGAGGGAAUGGAUGAACUAGCUACCCAAGGGAAUGAUGAUAUCACAGCUAUUAUGGAGGCAAUGUUGUUGACAGUCGUACCUGAAAGCCUGGAAGAUGGUUGUAUUAAGGCCCUGGAAUACCUCAUUGAGUCCAUUGAUGGGGAAGAUGUUGAUGUGAAUACCAAUUCACAAGGGGAUAAUCUCCCACUUAUAUAAAACCCAAGAGUAGAAUAAAGCAUCUUUAUGUAUGGGAAUAUGUUAACUAUGCACUUGCCACUUUGCUAGAAGGGAAAAUGACACAUAUAUUGAAGAUAUGAAGAUCUUAACAGAGUUCAUCCAUGGAAUUUAUUAAUCCGUAUAAUUGGGCCCCUCACAGAAUGGCAAGGCUAGUAUUAUUGCAAAAUACUUACCCCUCAAAAUUUUGACAUUGGGAGAUGUAAAAAUUUGUAUUCAGAAUUAGUAUUCAUCCAAUGAUGAAAACUCAUUUAGUGUCGCUUGUGUUGUGUUGAAAUCCCCAAAUUUAAUAGUUCAAAAUGUGG